Messenger RNA from Magallana angulata, 1771 nucleotides. RefSeq names its product gelsolin-like protein 2. The record is from RefSeq and is a predicted model, not a curated record. NCBI's taxonomy places the organism in Eukaryota, Metazoa, Mollusca, Bivalvia, Ostreida, Ostreidae. Bases 1 to 1071 code for a protein of 356 amino acids. The transcript has 12 exons. Gene Ontology annotation, molecular function: actin filament binding.
AUGACUGGUUUAGACGAUGCUGAUAAUCCGUUCUAUUACCCUCAGCAGUCGGCCGCAUCUUGUGAAAGAGCUUGGAAAACGGCUGGCUUAAAACCGGGAAUUCAAAUAUGGCGAAUUGUGAACUUCAAAGUAACUUCAUGGCCGGAGGAGGAUUAUGGAAAAUUCUUUGAUGGAGAUUCCUAUAUAGUUCUAAAUACCUACAAGAAGGAGGACUCUGACGCUCUGCUUUAUGAUGUUCACUUCUGGAUCGGAAAAUACAGUACGCAGGACGAGUAUGCCACUGCUGCAUACAAGACAGUGGAACUAGACACAUAUUUAGAUGACGCCCCUGUCCAGCACAGAGAAGUUCAAGGUCACGAGUCAAAGCUCUUCAAGACUUACUUCAACACAAUAACAUACAUGCAUGGUGGGGCAGAGAGCGGAUUUCGUCGAGUGAAGCCAGAACAGUACAAACCCAGAUUAUUCCAUUUCCAUGGUGACAAGCGGGGAGUCAUGGUGAAAGAGAUCCCACGUAUGGAGAAGUACAUUGAUGACACCGAUGUGUACAUCCUGGACCUUGGACUUCAUAUCUACCAAUAUAAUGGACAGGGCUCCAACAAAGACGAAAGAGUCAGGGCUCUGCAGUAUGUUAACUCCCUAAGGGCUGAAAGAAGUGGAAAAGCUGUGAAAACGACAGUUCUGGACCAAGUAGCCGGUGGAACGGGCGUAUUCUUCCGACAUUUGGACCAAACCGAGAGUGAAGACUUUCAAUCUGAAGAAGACAUGGAAUCAACUGAUGUUUCUGAACAUGAACUCUACAGACUAUCAGAUGCUGAUGGCUCGUUGAAGUUUUCAUUGGAAAAAGAAGGUCCCGUUGGCCUGAAAGAUUUUGAUGGCAACGAUGUCUUUAUUUUUGACACAAAACAAGAACUCUUUGUGUGGGUUGGUAACCACACAACCCACGAAGAAAGGAAGAACGCUUUGAUAUAUGCCCACAAUUACUUGAAGGAGACCAGCCAUCCCUUGAUUCCCGUGAGUUGUCUGAAUGAGGGGGCCGAAAACAAAUCAUUCAGUAUGGCACUGACCGCCUAGGGCUUUGGAAACUUAACUAUUUAAUUGGGAUAUAACAUAAACAAAACUAUAUACGAACAAUACAAAUCAGUGAUAGUUGAAUAAAUCAAAAACAUCGUUAACUUUUUUAUAUUAAUAGUUUGAUUUUGUUUGGUUACGGUUUCUUCAAUUCUUGCAAUUUUUGUUUAUUAUGAGCAUAAGUAUUUACUGUUUAUCUUUAACAUGUUGGACAAGGUGUUUCUAAUUGAAUUAUUAUUUAAUAAAUAAUUCGUUGUAUAAUUUUUUUACUAAAUGAACAAUGUUUUUUUUACACUUUUAAAUGUAUUAUCAAAUUUCCUGUAUUUUGCACAUUAAAAUGACACAAACAUAAUUAGCAUACAUGUACAUGUGUAUCUUAUAAAAUGUGUAUUUUCAUUUCAUAGCAGUUCCAUGAUUUUGGAGGUGGGGGUGGUCUCCUGGUACAUGUAUUCAUAAAGUUUAUGGUGUAAUCAUGUUAAAAGACAUCUGCGUUUUAGACCAUUAUGAUAAAAUGUGUAUAAUUUGUUUUACCUUUGAAAAGGGGGAUAAGUCAGAAAAUUUCCAAACGACGUAUAUUUUUCCAGAUUAGAUUUCUUUAAAAAACGAAAACAUUUUACAUCUUCCUAAAAUUUAUACGAUUUUGUUGCUUUUGUGCAUACAAAGAAGCAUUUUAAAAUCUUGCAAAAAAAUGCUUUUAAUUUAC